UAUCAUGUCGUGGAAUCGGUAGCGAAACGGUCGCGGAAAAUCUCUGAAGCCGGUUUUGUACAGAAGUAUCGUUUCGAACAGAAGGACAAACUUGCUACAAGUGUAACAAAGAUAGAUAAAGCAUAUCGGAGGGAAAAUAGGUGGCAACCUAUGUAUAGCCUGUGGCCCGUUCUCGCGAAGGGUAGCUUAACUUGGAGUGUUACAAUAAAUCAAAGACGCACUUUUGCGCAGCUCCACCCUCGUAACUUUUGCAGAAUACCAUCCCAUAGAGAACACGACUAUCCCAUAGCAGAGCCGACUGUCCUGUUUCAUUGUGUCUAAAGUACCUUCUCGCCGGUUCCAUUUCACCGGACGUAUAAACAAUUUAUCGUUGCUUCCAGUCACGCGUCCACGGUACUCGGAUUCGAUAUCGAACGUUGACAGAAACAAUUCGAAGAGAAUUAUUAUACGAGAUAUUAUAAUAAGCCUUUUGACGUUUCUAGAUUUUCUAAUCGCGGUGUUUAAGGCGAGGUAUCGCAGAUUCCAUGUCUCUGAAUCUCCGAUUUUUUAAAGUUUAAUUGUUUCAAAGUUCCACCUUUUAACGUUUCAAAUUUUUUUCAGAGUUUACUACUAUGUUUACUUCUACGUUUUAGACUUUCCGAAAAAUCGGAAUUUCAAAGCUUCGAAGUCUCGCGAUCUUUCGUCGUUUCGAAUAUACGAAAUUUGUUUGCAAUGAUCUUGAUCCAGUCUUUUCAUCGGUCUACCUUUGCUUAUGGAUAUUAGAGUUUAUGAUUUUGGACGUAAUUUGGAGAGACAAUUUUGUAUGAAAGUAUCUUUCGCGGAUUUUCUAUUUGAACGUUUUACUAGCGUGCCUCUGGUCUUGGGUAUUGCAGUUUAAAUGCAAAUAAUAAUCUUAUUACUUUUAGCUAUGCUCCUUUAUUAUGGGAUGUAUAUGUAUGUGUUGGCAAUAGUAUAUGCUUAUUUUGUUUUUAUUCGUUAGAUGCCGUAUUUUUAUGAAGCAGUGGUGAAGGAUUAGACAAUGAUAUUUUGUUAAACUUAUUUUAACUAUGUCUAAUUUAUUUUAUAAUUUACUUUAGUAUAUAUUGUACCAUUUAAACAAAAAUUUGUCUAGAUUACAAUUUCGUUCAGUACAUAUGUUUUUAUUAUACAUAAGAACAACAACAAUUUCGAUCGUUAUUCAAUUUAACGUUUUAAUACAUUUUACAUAUGCUUUCUAUUUUGCUUUCUCAAUGGUCUGAUUUGCGCGCGUGCUUCCUCGGUGUUAAAACUGCGUCCUUCUUAUCAGUUUUUGGACUGUCAUUUGAUUUGACACAAAGUUGACUCAUUUUUAGAGUUAACAUGGUCUCUUGAUCCUCCGUGAAAUUCAUUAAACACUUUUUUAAUUGUUCCAAUUUUAGUUUGCACUGAUAGAGCUUGUCUCUGUUGAUACAGCACGCGUUUCGCAGGAAUGCCAAGUUCUGUUCGGCCAACUCGAUCGCGCAGCUUUUCACCUUAAUCUCUGCUUCUACCUUGGGUCUCCUAAGAAGGUGUCUUUUCUGAGCGAUUUUUUGAAUAUUUUACAUAUGUUCUUCUCAUGUAUCUUAUUCAUAAAAAUGAUUAAUCAUUCCGGUUCGAUUUUCUCUGAAAUCACAGACAAAUAUUAAAAAAGUAAAGCGAUCUUUCUUUUACAUCAUAUUAUCACGAAAGGAUUCUCACGUUUCUUGUACUUUACAAUUAUUAUUUAUCGAUAGGUGAUAGGUAUCGUCAAAAGAAAUUUGAUGAAAUUUCUUUUGCAUUCGAUAACUCUCAUAAAAUUUUGCUUUUGAAAUUUCGACAAUGAUACAAUUUUAAUAUAAUCCGAUCGAUCGAGUAAUGUAAAGUUACAUACGUUAAUUUAAGUCAACAAUCAUGAUCGAUGAAAAACAAAGCAAUAGACGAAAUAAAUGAUACAUCUAACGAAUAAAACUAAAGGUAUAGAUAGGCGUCGAGCAUGCAGAGCUGCCGAUUCGUCGAACUUGACUUCUCUUUCUUUCUUUAUCUCCUCGUCCUUUCGAUCGGUUGAUUUUGUCAAAAGGGCAAGAGUCCGUGGCCGUGGCGACCGAUUAAUUUCCGACAAAAGGGGCUGCGUAUCUCAUAGCCCUCGAUCGGCCCCUCUAAAGCCUACCUUCGCCCUUAGUGGAGAAGCGUGUGUCCUUUUCUCCCUCACCCUUGUGAGUGGGGCAAGUUACCUUUUAUAAUGAAACCAUCCAAUCCGGAGUGGAGGGUGGGCACACGACGUUGCUAUAUUACCGUGGGGUGAAUGCUGUCAGAUCUAACAGUCGUCCUUGGGAUACCGUGCUUCGAAAGUGCAAGUUGUAAGAAGUUGUUGGAUAAAUAUUGACAACUUCUCCAGUGAUGAAACUUGAGCAUCGUCCAGACGUUACGUAAAAUCACAUACCAUAGAGGAAGCAUUGUUACUGCGGAAAUCGAAGAACUUUUCUUCGAAGGCCACUUUCAAAUUCAUUAAUAUGUGCGACGAACUCAGCGCAAGAUUGUUUCGGCCCUGGAGCAAUUUAGAUACACGGGAACACUCGAAACAGAUCGAGGUACCAGUCGGUCGUGGCGAAGGCCGUGACAUCGUCGUUGCUUGCGAUAGAAAGGAAGAAAAAGGCUGUUACAACAUCCUUAUGAUCCGUGGUAAAGCGAUCGAAGCCAGUUCUUCGGAAGUUGGAGUUUCUUCUUCUCUUAACUUGCUUGAGAACACUGGUGAGUCGGGACCCAGUACAGAAAGACCAACAUCGAAGGUUGUUCGUCCGCUAAACGAUAAUUCGUUGCGCACAGCGGAUCGUAUAAGAAUGCCGUUGGUCCAAGACAUAGUAGAUCCUGUUUUCCAUCCGAUGUACAGCUGGAAUUCGUUCCGUAAAUUUAAUUUACCGCACUCCACUUCGUUCGAUGCUGUGAUGAUGGGUGCCUGUUUGCCGACUCAGGUGGGAAUAGCCUAUCCACCUUGGAUAGACAUUAGAAAAACGCAGUUUCUCAGCGCGUUUCAACCUUCGUACGAUGUUCGAGGGAAUCUCCACGCAGAGACAAUGGACCGUGCCGUUCAGAUCUUGCAGCGUCAAGCGAAAGAACCGAAAAAAUUGCGUUCCAAAAGGUUUAGAUGUGAACACUGUAACGUUGCGUUUAGCAAUAACGGACAGCUCAAGGGACACAUCAGAAUACAUACCGGAGAAAGGCCAUUUAAGUGUGACGUUGAAAAUUGUGGCAAAGCAUUUACGAGAAACGAGGAGCUAACAAGACACAAGAGGAUUCAUACUGGACUUCGACCACACGCCUGUCUCGUUUGCGGAAAAAGUUUCGGAAGAAAGGAUCAUCUGAAGAAACACAUGAGGACACAUGAAAAUCGAGAUUACAGAUUGUCGGCGGCUACAUUGGGAAUGUUUACACCGGGCCACAUACUAUCGUCUGAAGGACUUUUAUUUCCACAUUACAAUUUUCCAACAUGACAUAUUUAUUCCUAACGAUUACUUUAAUUAUUAUAAAACAUAAAUAUAAUGUAUAUAAUGUAUAGAUGUUAUAUGGAUAUUGAAUAAUGGUUGUUAUCUUGAUAGAAUGAUUCUUGGUCUUUUUCAAGAAUCAUUUAUCGAGAUUGUUUUAUAAAUCGUACUAUAUUUUUGAUACAAUAUCCUUUAUAACACUUUAGCGAAUAAGGAUCGAAUCUGUGUUGCUAGUCGAAUGUACAUACAUUAUGAAUUUCUAAAAGAGUUUAUAAAAGAGCUUAUAAUUAUUUAUACAUAUAUUUAUGACGAAUAAAUUGUUAUUUGUUUCUUUAA
This is a messenger RNA of Bombus terrestris (buff-tailed bumblebee), 3791 nucleotides long. Its product is annotated as zinc finger and SCAN domain-containing protein 31. Gene Ontology annotation, molecular function: RNA polymerase II cis-regulatory region sequence-specific DNA binding; DNA-binding transcription factor activity, RNA polymerase II-specific. The transcript has 2 exons. Lineage: Eukaryota; Metazoa; Arthropoda; Insecta; Hymenoptera; Apidae. Bases 2487 to 3464 code for a protein of 325 amino acids. Gene Ontology annotation, biological process: regulation of transcription by RNA polymerase II. The record is from RefSeq and is a predicted model, not a curated record.